Molecule: messenger RNA, 3087 nt
Organism: Rotaria sordida
Lineage: Eukaryota; Metazoa; Rotifera; Eurotatoria; Philodinida; Philodinidae
Source: the annotation of a GenBank genome assembly
AUGCGUAAAAAGUCAACAACAUUAUCUCCAUUAAAACGACCGUCUACUCGUUCAUUAUCAAUAAAUAAACAUCAAACAUCCUCCUCAGAUAAAUAUACAUUUCAAUCCGACGACGACGAAGAUCAUAACAAAAAAUCAACGGUGUUUAUACGUAAAAACAUAACACCAACACCAACACCAAUAAAACGUUCUCGUGGUCGACCACCUAAAACUCCUAAAAUUGAAGAUAUUUCAAAACGUAUAUCAAUAUCAUCAUCAAAUAUUGAAAGUGAUAGUGAUAUAGAAGAAAAUUCUUUAAUAACAAAACGAAAAUAUUCAAAUAAAUAUUCAUACGAAAAACCAGUUACACGUCGUUCAUCACGUCUUAUAUCUCAAACAAAUACACCAAUAAUAAGUGAAAAAUUUUCUACACCAAAAAAACGUGGACGUAAACCAAAAAUGUUAAAUAUAAAUGAUAAUAAUAAUGAACAAGAUAAAUCUAAACAACAAAUUGAAACAGAAAAUAUCAUUCCAUCACAAUCAAUAAAACGUCGUUAUAUAAAAAAGAAAACUUUAUCAACAGAUACAAAUCCUAAAAUUGAUCUUAAUGAAUAUGAUGAAGAUAAUAAUAAUAAUAAUAAUAAUAAUCAAAAACUUUCAACUAUUGAUGAAAAAGAUCUUAUGCAAUUUGGUUCACCACAACAUCAAAUUCAAGUACAACAACAACAACAACAACAACAUCAAUCUGAUGAUGAUUUUAGUGAUGACUCAGUUGAAUUUGUUUGGAAAGGUUCAAGUAAAAUGUCAAUUGAAAUUCUUAAACGUCGUAUACCUAAAGAAGAACCACGAGAUUCAUCAUCAAAUCAAAUUGAUCCAACAGCACAACGUAAACGUGCUAUUAUUCCACGUUUAACUAAUUUUGAUGCUUUAUCUGGUCAACCAAUUGAUAAUACAUCAAUAUCAAGAAAACAUGAUAAUAUUGAACAAAAUCUACAAAAAAAAUCAACAUCUGUUAUUACAUUAAAUAAUGUUUUUCAAAAUGAUUUUGUUCCAUCAUAUAAUGAUACAGGUACAAAAAUGACAACAACAACAACAACAACAACAGAAGAUAAACCUCGCCCUCGUAUUUAUGCUGUUAAAAGUACAACAAUGAAAUCACGUCCACAACAACAACAACAGCAACAACAACAACAACAACAUCAACAACAACAACAGCAACCAGAAAUUAAACGACCUAAAUGGAUGAAUGAUCAACAAGAAAAAUCUGAAGAAGAUGAUGAUGAUGAUAAUAAUAAUUUACCACCAGCUGGUGAAGAACCACAUGAUUAUGAUUAUAUACCAAAAGGACAAUAUAUGCCAAAACGUCCAAAUUAUCGUGGACGUGGUACAUAUUCAGGACGACGUGGUACAGGUAUGCGUGGACGACCACCUGGUUCACGUCGACAAUGGCAUGAUGAUGAUGAUGAUGAUGAUUAUGAUCAAUAUGAAGAAAUUAAUUCAAGAUAUGGACCACGAAAACAAACAACAUAUCGAUCUACACGACCUAUGUAUGAUAUGGGUGGUGGUGUUGAUGAUGAUGAUUAUGAUAGAAAUCGUCGAAUGAGUUUAACACAAUCUUAUCGUCGAAAUAAUAUUGUUCGUCCACCAUUAUCAUCCAUGAGUGGUCAACGUCGUAUUGCAAUUAAUAAUGGUAAUCAUCCAAUAUAUAAACCAUACAAAUCAUCGAGUUAUCGUCCGACACCAGCUACAUUGGGUUUAUCGACGUCAAGUCGUCGUACGAGUAGUACUAGUCGAAGUCCUGUCAGUACAAUCUCCAAAUCUCAUCAUCAUUUAUCAUCAACAAUUUCCAAACAUUAUUCGGAUGAUGAUUAUUAUCAUCAACAAACACGUCCGACAACAAUAAAUAAUACAAAAAUGAAUGAUACACAAUUAAAUGAUGUUUCAAAUCAAUCACAAAUAUUUUUUGUUAAUAUGCCACAACAAGAACAAAAAAAUCAACAACAACAAGUUCUCUCAGUUUUAACAUCAGAUCAACAACAACAGGUUCUUCCUGUAACUGUUGUACAACAAGUUAAAUUACCUGUUGAUGCACCUAAACAAAAAAAAAUUCUCCCUAAACCAUCAUCAACAAAUCAACAAAUAAAUACAUCCAAUGAACAAUCUUCAAUAAAUAAUAAUAAACCAUUUUCAUGGUCACGUCCACCAGGUCGUCUACAAUCAAAUCAUAAUGAACAAAUAAUAAAUAAAAAUAUUGGUUCAACAUCAAUUAAUACAGAUUUAGAUACAAUGGAAGCAGCACAUGUUUUAGCAACAGCAGCUGAUGUAACAAUGGCUGCUGAUGCACGUCGUAAAGCUCAACAACAUGAUGAUGAUAUGACAAUGAUGGUUGAUGAAACACCAUCAAAUAUAGCUGGUGAAGAAACAAUACAAUGUGAUGAUAAUACAAUUAAAACAAUUAAUCAACAACAACAACAACUUGGAACAAUAACAGCAAAUAUAAUUGAUGAAAAUGGUGUUGAACAUACAGUUUUAUUAUCAACUGAAGAAGCACAACAAUUACUUGGUUCACAAGGUGCUAUUAUUGUUGAUAGUGAUGGUCAACCAAUAUCAAUUCAACAAGCACAACCUCAAACAUUUGUUUCACCAUUUGCACUUGAUCAAGCUCAAUUACAAGCAUUACUUGUUCAAGCUGGUAUUGAUCCAAAUACACCAUUAACUAUUGAACAAGUUGAUCCAAAUCAACAACAACAAAUAGCAACAUUAUGUACAUCACCAGGUGGUACACAAUAUACUGUUUUUACACAAGGUUCAACACAACAACAAUUUAUAUUACAAACAACAAAUGAACCAACAUUAUCUUCAUUACCAAUUCAAACACAAACAAUAAUACCAAAAGAAGAUAUAUCAAUAUCACCACCAACAAAACGUCGUGCAUUUGCUGUUAAAUCAACAAUUCGUUCAGAAACAUUUGAUGAUUUAAAUGAAAGACCACGACGUAAAAUAUUUGCAACAAAAUCAACAAUUCCAUCAAUGAAUGAUGAAAUUCAUGAUGAUCAAGAAGGUUUUAUUGGUACACGAGCAUAUCAUCGAAAUCCAGGUCGAAAAUAA